Molecule: messenger RNA, 1160 nt
Organism: Magnolia sinica
Lineage: Eukaryota; Viridiplantae; Streptophyta; Magnoliopsida; Magnoliales; Magnoliaceae
Exons: 6
Coding region: 249-782 (177 amino acids)
Source: RefSeq, a predicted model, not a curated record
GACUCAGAGAAAGAUAUUGAGAGAAAGAGGAGAGAGAGGGAAAUGAAGCUUUAAAUGUAUGCACAUGGGCGGGAUUGCAUAAUUUCUGUAAAUCUUCACGUGUAUUUCUGCAGCUUCUAUUUUUCUUGAAAUCUUAUCUCUUUUUGCUUUGAUUUCUGGUGUUUGGGACGGUUGGUGGAAGAGAAUCUAAGUCUCUAUCCAUAUCUGGUGAGGUAGUUUUGUUGGUUGAGAGAGAAAGAUUGAUAGAUAUGGAGGGUGGAGGUAGAAAACCAUCUAGCGUUUCGUCUUCGUCUUCGUCUUCGUCGUCUCUGUCGACUGAGCUUUUUGGACCCAAGGAGUCGCCGUCUUCGACGUUGUUCCCAGCUCCGAAUACUGGCAACUCGUCUUCAACAGGGAUUUUCAACUCGGUUUUUCCGCCGGCCUCUGGGGGUUUGGGGUGGGAUUCGUCGCGUUCUGAGUCGUUUGGAUCAUGGAGAAAGGAGAAUCCUGAGGUCCCAGCAUGGAACGGCAAACAUGCAUCCGCAGGUGGGUCCCGUAGCAGUGCAAGCGAAAACCAGAGCAUACCCAACAAGGAUGGGAGGUCAGUUUUUGUGGAUGAAACUGUAGAACCGUGCUUUCUCAGCUCGUCUCUGUACUAUGGUGGCCGGGACAUGUAUUCCCAUUCCCCAAGUACCCGAACCUCAGGAACCCCCUCUAUUUUCAAGAAGGAUGGCGAAGAAGGUGAGGGCAGUCCGCCCGGUGCCUCGAGGGGAAAUUGGUGGCAAGGAUCGCUUUAUUACUAAAGUAAAUGGAAAGUGGAUACUCUAUCAAAAUAGUAAGUGACAGGAAGUUUAGGAGUCGUCCAGUACCGUUCCAUACUGAAGAUAGUUGCUGCUACUAUAUAAAUAGCGCCCUUCUGAAGUGGAGCUGUAAAUGGGUCUUUCUCACUUCUGUUGGGAGAAGAAUCGUUGAAAGAAUCCAUGAGCUUUGCUUUUGUUUGAAGGGAACAUUUUAUACUUUUAGUUUUACUGUGGCCGAAAAUCUAGAUGUAGAUUUUCUGUGCUUCGGACUGUCUAGUUCUUCUAUAUGUCAUCGAACUAUGUUUUUGGCUUUUUAGCCCAAACUUCAGCUGUAGUUAGCAUUAGAAAUAUCUAUGUGAAGCAGACCUUUUAAUAGUUACA